UUUUAACUGAGUGUUAUUGUACAGCAAGGUGCUCAACUUGAAGCAGGGAUUGCAGGAUGCCGCAUGCAAAAACCUGGAUGACACAAUUGUAAUGUAGGCACAUCAGUAGCUCUGACUGUGUCACUGCAAUCCAGCUUCACAAAGAAAAAGCAGCCUCUCUGCCCCAGAGAUCCUUUGCAUCCAAAAAAGUGGUAACCUGUAAUAGGGGACCCUCCCCCAUUACUGAGGAAGAGACAUGAGCUCUUUUAAACAGACUACAUUGCAUUAGGACCAGAGGGAAAGAGCCGGAAGAGGAAAAGGGCUGUGCAGGGGGAGGUGCCAAGAAGGAGUUCUGCCGGGAGACUCUCAGGGAGAUACUGAACACAAGGCUCAUUACAAGCCAAAUGUACUUAAGAGGUGCACACACGGCUCUCACUGAAGUCCAUGAGUUGUGAAUAUGCAAGUCUGGGGAGAUGCUGAUUGUUUGUCUUCAUAUCCGAGGCAGAAUGCCUAGUGAUUCACACAGUUAUGGCUGGACAGACAUUUUCAAAACUCUAAAGAGUCAGCUUAGUAAUUUAUAACUUUUUCAAACCCUUACCUUUCAAAUUCAAAUUUGUUAUAUUUGCUCUCAGACUGUGAAUGUUUACAAAGUAAAUUUUAAGAAUGUUUUAAGUCAACUGAAAUGACUUUUGUCACAACCCAGUGAUUUUGGUGCCUUGGCACGGUGGAAUUUUCCCGCCACACGAGAGCCUCUUGCAAAGCAAAGGUUUUCUGUUGCAGCAGAAAACCCCCGGGGCAAGAGAGUUCCUGCCAUUUGAAUGCAAAUUUAUGUCCCGCUAUUGGCCAGUUCUAAAUUAUUCCUACGUGACGGCUAGUAAUUGGCUUGCUAGCCGUUUAAAAAUUAGCGCGACUUCCGCCCAAGUUGGAGAACUUUGAGCACGCUGCAGAGUGCCUCUGAAGAGAUCUGACUCGUGGCUGAGCUGAUCGAUAGACUGAUCACCUAUCGAUUCUUCUCCCUGUCACCGAGCGCAAUCCCAGACGUAUCCUUUCCCCUGCUGGCUUGAUUUGUGGACGGACAUGCUGGCCUGAGCCCUGCCAGCUGGAACAACUAACGUAGUUGUUCAGACGACCGGACCGUUUUCGUCACAACCGCAAGCGACGUAAGUAAAGUUUUACAAGCAUAAAGCUUUCUCGGCCUCUCUAUUCACCAGCCCGCCCCAACGAACGAGCAAUUAUUAAAUCACCUUGAGUCGGCUUUGGCCGUCCAAGACAUGGCGACGAGGAUGGGAUUAAAGGGCACGGUGAUGGAGAAAAACCUAAUUAGGUGCUGCCCCUGGCACACCGGGAACCGCCACGUAGAGAAUGCCAACGAUCUAUGGGCGCAUAUCACUUACCACCAGGCGGUAGAAGGGGAUGAAAGAAAUAUUGAUGGUUACUUCUCCGUAAAGAGAGAAGAAGCCGUAGUGAAGGAAUGGAAAACUAAGCUAUCCCUUGGGGAGUUUGGAUGCAUAAUGGGGAGCGACCGGGUCUAUUAUCGACCCCUGGAGGAAACCUCAACCAUAUCCUUAGCCGGGGUGAAAGCGCGGAAGGCAGAGAAGCUGACCCCUGCUCAAGAGUUCGCUCAAUGCAUCCGAUACUUAAGGGAAGGGGGGGAAUCCACCCCCACGGACUGGUUUAACUGUCCGGAUUUGGUGCCGGAGUCGCGGGGUCAUGAGCUCCUCGUUCAGCUCCGGGAGGAUUUGGAAACUAAGGGCCGUCAUGUGCCGAGAUGGGGUCUAACUAAAUGGAAGAAGGGAAAAAUGAUGAAUGUGCUGUUCCGAACAGUAGCGGGUCUACUAAGGGAAUGCGCAAAUUUAGAGGCACAGAUGCAUACGAUGGGUAAGGAGUCGCUGGAGCAGGCAGCAAAAGGCUCUGGAGCAGCGCUUAUCUAUAGUGCCGGCCGCAUGAUGCCGCUGGCAGAAAAUGGCACCAAAAGAAGCGCGAGCCAUCUGGGGAACCUGGAAAGGAGGGGCGGAGUUUCAGAAGACCAGGCAGGGAUCCGCCUGGCGCCUCCGCCCCCUGAGGUGACAUCGUUCCCAACGGCCCCGCCUCCUUGCCAAGGGGAGGGGGCAAGGGGAGGAGAGAUGUACCCAACGCUCCCAGACAAAGAAUUUAACUCUUUCUCUACUGCAGCACACCCGAUAGCUGUGACGAAGCAUGUUGCGGAUGAAGAUGGUGCUACACGUACCACUGUUAUCUCACGCACACGCACCCGACCAGAAAUUCAAGAGCUUUGCAAGGAAUCUAAAAUAAGAUCAGAAGAAACCUUGGCAAUCUGGUUAGGGCGGUUAAUAGUGGAAUUCGGAUCUGACACCUUAGAUAAAGAAGAAGCGAGUGCCUUGACCCGACAAGCGGCGUGGAGCGGAGGACGUGCAACCGACUUGAAUGUGGUCACAGACAGUGCCCACUGGCCCAUCCCGCUCCCGGCGCUCGUAGUGGGACAGGUAACCCACAAAUUUCACACCUGGCACGAAGGUCAUCCACAGAAGGCUACUGCGGAGCAACUCCUCCUGGCUAUAGUUGGGGUGUCAUAUCUCUCAUGGAGCCCGAGAACAAAUCCAAUGGGACUAACCGCUGUGCAACGAAGAGGGAGAUGGGCUCAUCGCCACCUAUCGGACCCUGGGGCAAUCCCAACGCCCUUGGAAGCUAUAGAUGCCUGCGUGGAGGUAUAUGGAGGAGCAAAUGCUGUUACACUCCAACUCUUCUUGAACCCAAUGGCAGGUCAACUGGUGGGAAAUCUCUUAGGUCAUCUCCCACGUCUACAAGCACUUAUGAGGCAAAGUGAAGAAGUUUCUGAUGAUAUAAGGGACCAACCUUCAGCAUACCCAGCCAGAACACUGAGACCUAGACGGCAAGAGUACACCCCCCGGCGAGAACUAGGAUGGUCACCUCCAAGAACCCUGAAGGAAAGAACCAUGUUUGGUUUUCUUCUCUCCCGCACCGGACUUACAAAAUCUGUUAUGAGUUUUGGGAGAACGAACCCAAUAUCGUAUAGCCGAAGCAUUAGGAUUUAAACUCGAGGACCCAUCAAAAAACGAGUAAUGGCCGUCGGCUCUGCCGGCGGCCUUCUCCAGUUCAGACCUGACCCUACUGAUUCUCGACCAUACGCCGAACUCACUGUUUACAACCCUACCGAUCCGGAUGACCAACAACAAGCAUUCUUCCUUCUCGAUACUGGAGUUCAGACCAAUGUGAUUACCUCAAUGAUACCUCAUCAAAAGACCACCAAAAUGAUCAAGGUACAAGGGCCUAACGUUAUCGCCGUCGCAACGAAGGUCAAAUUUUGGGUCCAAGGCCACCGAUACCCCCUAGAGGCUGUCCUCUAGACGAAAGGAGAUCAGCAGAACCUGCUUCGCCUGCUAGCUACGGUUAAAGAUACACAACUCCAUGCCAUCGAUCUGGUUGAGUCACUAACCGUAACCCUCGGGUUUGCCAUCAACCAUGUGUGGGCUCGCAUAACCCUCACGAUGAACUAGUAUAUACAGCCCAUAAAACGCUUCAAGCGGCACAACAUCGAUAUGGAGCUGUAGGAAAAAUCCUCCUAGCCGAACAACUGGUGGAGCCUUUAGCAAGGGGGCAUGGGACGUUACGCGCUCCCGGUGCCACAUUGUUACCCUUGCUGGAUGCAGACAGAGUUGACCCACAUUUUCAGGGAGAAUCUAAGACUUGGAAUACGCUAGUGCUUUCCCAGCAUUACAACUGGCAUUGUUGGAGGUUGGAAGAUACGGUACCUGAUCCAAGCCCAGAAAAUGAGGAGAAGGUCCCUACAUUGUAUGGAACUUCUGCCCCGGCAUGGAUGGCCUCAGAUGGAACCUCCCGACAUGGCGGAGGCUAUGGAUAUUAUUGCAAAGCUUGCAACGAUAAGGAAAUCUUUCAAGCCGACCCAGAUGAUAAUUCGGCCCAAAAAUGUGAAUUAUUAGGAUUCCUUAAGGUACUAGAACAUUGUUUAACACAUCAUAACGAUACACUCCCAGUUCCGAUCAUCGCAAUUGAUUCACAAUAUAUUUAUAAAAUUCUUACAGGCACAGCUUUUCCCUCCGAAAACUUGAAUGAUUGGCAAGAUAUUUGGGAAACAUUAACUAAAUUUGUGCGCCUCCCGUUGAUUAGGCACACUAAGUCCCAUCGUCCAGAUACCAAUCCAGUGCAUGAGGUAAUUGAUAAGUUCUUAGAAGAUCCACUCCGAACCGACAUAGUCUUGCCUGUCACAUCUACCUCUGGUCCUGAAAUAAAUCCAUUCCUCGCGUGGCUUCAUGAAAAUUGGGGUCACCCAGGACCACAAGCUUGCCAUCAACGUUGGUGCCGAACCCUUACGGAGCCGGCCUCGUACAGAGCUCGGCGUGAUUGGGAAAAGGUAGCUCAGGCCUGUGAGAUGUGCUAAAGAAAAGUGCCAUAGAACCAAGCACCAACUCGGAGCUUUCGAUUCUUCACAGUUUCAGGCAGGAAAAGUUUGGCAGGUAGAUUUGCUGGGACCCCUCCCAGGGUCUAAGCCGCCAAAUAAAGGAUUAGUUGUUGUCAACUUGGGAACAAGACAGUUACAGGUUAUCCCCCUACGGAAAAGCAAUGCUACUGCUGUCAUUUCUGCUUUGACUGCUGUAUUUGCUACCUGGCAACCCCCUCAUGAGAUUCAGUCUGAUGGAGGACCCCCGUUUAAUUCAAACACUCUGGACAAAUUCGCUCAUCUUCAUAAUGUAGCCUGGCAUCUUCAUUUGCCGUACCACCCGCAGUCCAACGGUGUUGUGAAAAGACACAUAGGCCUGUACAAAGAACAACUUCGCCUUAGAGGAGGAGGGACAUUUAAAAACUGGACUAAAUUUAAUCAUGAUGUCCUUAUUUCACUAACCACUGCUAAACCGUUUUGGGACGAAGCUAAUGUCCAGAAACCUCCACCUUGGGAGCCCAAGUUCCAACCAGACGAGUUAGUGUGGAUCUCAAUACCGCACCCCCAUCAAUCUCAUCCACAAGUUCAUAAAGGGACCGUUCAACGAUCGGGACAAUAUCCUAAUACCUAUUCUGUCCAAUUAGAAGUGAAGCCCGAUCGUCCUCCUAUUAUCGUUUAUCACAACUGGAUGACACGCUGUUCCAACGUUCCCCCAGUAUCCUUACAGUAAAUCUAAUUAUGAGUCUUUUGUUUUGUGUUGUUGUUUUCUUUCUUCACAGGACUGACCCGAGAAAAGUAAUAAUCCACAACCGCCCGAUUGUGAGAUUCAUCGAGCACCAGACUGCAGUUCGUUCGAAUCAAUAGAGUGAUGGUUGUGAAGGAGACGCUGAGACGGCGAACGUCUAUCCGCUCAGAACUUACUAUAACACUAUUUUCUCAUUUUAUUAAGUAUUUUAUUGACAUUGUCUAUUAGUAGGAGAGGACGGACUGACUACCAGAUGAGAAGAGUCCCAAGCAGAUGUUCUCCAAUCAGACAAUGAUCAACAGUUGUUGUUAUAUGUUCAAAGUUAUUGUAUUUUGUAAUUUGUUGAAAA
Molecule: messenger RNA, 5490 nt
Organism: Alligator mississippiensis (American alligator)
Lineage: Eukaryota; Metazoa; Chordata; Crocodylia; Alligatoridae
Exons: 3
Coding region: 1251-3032 (593 amino acids)
Source: RefSeq, a predicted model, not a curated record